GUCACAGUACGGUACCGCCAAACGCGGCGGCUCUAAGGUAAACAUGUGGAAUCAGUAGAAGCCGAAAACCAAACUCUGUGCUCCGUUCUGGUGAUAUGGUGAUGUUGUUAGCUCGUUAGCUUAGCCACAUCAGCCUGACAGCUUGUUUGGAGUCAUCAUGUUCUGCAGAUGGAGAACUACACCAAGGCCCGGACGGCGGAGCAGCCGUCUGUCUGUCCAUUCCCUGAUCUCGCUCCCAACACUCCUGAGGUCCGGGUCAAAGAUGGCAGCAAGAUCCGAAACCUGCUGCGCUUUGCCCUCAGUCGCAUGGAGACCAAUGCUUUAGCUGACGAGCAGACGGGACAAACGACACAGGGAGACGGUGUGUCCUCAGAGAGGCAUGAGGACACCGCGGCGGCGGCGGCCAGCUGUCAGCUCUGCAAGCAGAUCGUCUUUACUGCCAGCGGCAAAGGCGUCUCCAAGGCCAUCACCUGUGCUGAGGUGGUGAAGCGGCGUGUGAAGGGGCUGCACCAGCUCACCAAGCUUCUGUACAGCACAGCGGUGGAAGUGUGGGAGCCCCUGGAGCCGGACGCCGGCCUGGACAGCCUCACUGUCAACAGGAACCUGCCCUCCAUCUGGAUCCUGCUCUCUACUGCACCACUAGACAGCAGUCAGCACGGGUACCAGGCACCGGGGCGAUACGAGGACCUGUGGGCUCAGACACUGAGCAGGGAGGACGGGGGAGGGGUCACCAGUCAUAAAGCUGGACAGAAGAGGAAAAGAGGAGGGGGUGGAGGAGGAGGAGGAGGAGGCAGAGGAAGAGGAAAAGGACCAGGACGUGGAAGAGCCAAAGAUGCAGCCAGAUGAGGCCGUUUAGAUUUAUGAAGCUGGAGUUCAUUUGGUGAAAAGUCAGCAUUUUAUGUUUAUGUUGUUCUAAUAGAAUGUGUUUUUAUAAUGUAUAUAUUCUGUUUAUCUGUGAGAGGACACCAUGAUUGGACCUUACUGUAGAACUGGAGACUGAACAUUGUCAACAGCUGACUCUCACACACCAAACCUCAUAGAGAAAAUCAGUGAUUUUAGAUCAAGGAUGUGUUAUUUUUUGACUUCACUUCACAAAUCCAUUGUUGAGAUUAACAGUAACAUAAAUUGUCCACAAGAGGGAGCAAUAAAACCAGUGGCUUCAGUGUCUCUGAUCUGAAAUCACUGCUUUUCUCUAUAGACUUCGUUCUGAACAGAUUCCUACACGCAGAUUUUUUAGAUAUUUCCGUGACAUUUUUGCCAAGUUUUCUGUUGAAUUUCGAGAAUCAGUUUUUCGGUCCCUGCUGCCAGCAGGGGGCGCUCACUGUGCAUUCAGCUCUGAGUAUUUUGUAUCUCUUGAAGCAGAGACAGACCUCUGUUUGAUUCUUUGGUUGAGCUUUUGUUUUGUACAAAAUGUUGAACUGUGUAAGAAAAGUUGUGUUUUCAUUAAAGAUGAGUUUGAACCUGGAAUAA
This is a messenger RNA of Cynoglossus semilaevis (tongue sole), 1470 nucleotides long. It is a transcript of the gene rpp25l, whose product is annotated as ribonuclease P/MRP 25 subunit-like. Gene Ontology annotation, biological process: tRNA 5'-leader removal. Gene Ontology annotation, cellular component: ribonuclease MRP complex. The record is from RefSeq and is a predicted model, not a curated record. Lineage: Eukaryota; Metazoa; Chordata; Actinopteri; Pleuronectiformes; Cynoglossidae. Gene Ontology annotation, molecular function: RNA binding. The coding region runs from base 169 to 846 and encodes 225 amino acids. The transcript has 3 exons.